GUCUGUUUUUCCGUUCCGGCCUCGACCCUUUCCACCUCUGCCGUUGACGAGGACGUCAUCCGGGCGGAAACAAUUGCUCCGCAUGCGUCUCGGGCCCUGAAGACGACGACCACCACCAGGGUUCGAGCGACCAUGAACACGGCGCUUAAACACUGGAAGGAGGCGGCCACCCUCGUGGUGGCGGCGGGAGGGCGAGCCGGGCUCACGAGGACGACGACGAGGACGAGGAGGAGGCAAGAGGAGCCGUUCGGAGCGGCGAGAGGCCGACAGUGGCCACGGAGUGACGACUUCGACUACGAGAUUCUGGUGGUGAAGCGCAGCAAGGCCAGCGGCUUCAUGCCCAACGCGUCGGUCUUCCCCGGCGGCGUUGUCGACAGCGCCGAUUUCCACCACGACUGGGCUCGCCUGCUCGCUCCCUGGCGGAAGACUCGGCUCUCCGGCGACGGCGUCGGCAUCGCGGAGGACUACGGCGUGACAUGCGGUGCCGGGCCGAGGCCACCGAUGUUCGCGACGGACCGCGGCAGCCUCGGCUCGGCGAUUCCGGGCGAGCUGGCGUUCCGGAUCUGCGCCAUCCGGGAGACGUUUGAGGAGUCCGGGGUGCUCAUCGCUCGGCCCGCGGAGCGGCCGCACGGCACGCCCGACGAGGCGCCGGCGCUGGCCACCGCUGUGCCGGACUCCCCCGCCCUGCGCCGCUGGCGUGCGCUGGUGCUCUCGGACGCGCGUCUCUUCGCGGCCAUGUGCUCGGAGCUGCGCGUGGUGCCUGACGUGUGGGCGCUUCACGAGUGGAGCGACUGGCUGACGCCCGUGCCGCUGGCGCCGCCGGCGGCGGGCGCCCCGCCUCCGCGCCGCUUCGACGCCGUCUUCUUCCUCUGCUGCCUGGCGGAGGCGCCGGCGGCUUCGCACGACGACCACGAGACGGUCGGCGCCCAGUGGGUGUGCCCGCCGGAGCUGCUGUCCCGACACGAGGCGGGCGCCCUGUGGCUGGCGCCGCCGCAGCAGUACGAGGCGGCGCGCCUGUGCCGCGUGCCGGCGCUGCUCUCGCUCGCCGACUUCGCCCGCCGCCGGGCCGCGCUGGGGCUGCACCGCUGGAUGCCGGUGCGGGUCCCGGAUCCGGCGGGAGGAGGAGGAUUGGUGGGGGUGCUGCCCGGAGAUGAGCUGUACCCGGCGGAACCGGACGAGGUUGGCGGUGGCCACGGCGCCGUGGCCCAACCGGCACGGCCGUCGCGGCCGGGCACCGCGCCGCGCCUGCACCGCACCACGACGGCGCGGGGCCGCGCCGGGGUGCUGCUCACCGUGGCGCCCGAGUUUGGCCACCUGGCUCCGUUCGUCAGGGAGGACGACGCGGAGGAGGAGGAGGAGACGAAGACGAAGAAGCCAGAGUCGGGGAUUGGGAGCCGACUGUGAGCUCCGUGUCACUCCGCCUGACGGAGUCACGCGUCGUCAUCCGUGCGGAUUGAUAACAGCGGAUUAAAGGUGCAGUUGUACAAGUUGCUAUCCGCGCUCGGUUGCCUGUCGGGAAGCAGAGCGGAUCUCGCCCGUUCCUCCUUGCGAGGAGGAAAGGCGGCAUCAGCGACGACGACGGAGUGUUCACGAUGUGCGGUCGAUUCGAUGUUGGGAUUCGUGGCCGCGCCCGCUCGCAGGGCCGCCGAGUCUUCAGCGCGCACGGAUGGCACGGACGAUCGCGGGGGGGGGUGGGUGGGGUGGGGGAGGGGGGGGGUGGCCUCUUUGGGUCGCCUCGCCCCGCUUGGAUCGAAUUAAUUGCGAAUGAUGCAACAGCUGACGACGGCGUCUUGGGCAGAGGGACGGGGCGGGGGGGCGGGGCUGGAAUGGGUGGUGGUGGCGCAACGGUGACUUUCGUGGUCUCGCCGCGAGAAAGGGAGCCCCGGUCCGCGUUUGAUUUCCGACUAGGGCGACUUUCUGCGGUGGGGAGUGUGUGUGUGUGUUUUUUUUUUUGUUAGCGUGCUGCCCUACGAACCCCGCAGAGAGCCGAGUUCGAUUCCCUGCUCAUAUCUGAACCGGACCUGGGCCUCC
Petromyzon marinus (sea lamprey) is the source of this 2031-nucleotide messenger RNA. It is a transcript of the gene NUDT19, whose product is annotated as nudix hydrolase 19. Lineage: Eukaryota; Metazoa; Chordata; Hyperoartia; Petromyzontiformes; Petromyzontidae. The record is from RefSeq and is a predicted model, not a curated record. Gene Ontology annotation, molecular function: hydrolase activity, acting on acid anhydrides, in phosphorus-containing anhydrides. Gene Ontology annotation, cellular component: mitochondrion.